Molecule: messenger RNA, 1384 nt
Organism: Cuscuta campestris
Lineage: Eukaryota; Viridiplantae; Streptophyta; Magnoliopsida; Solanales; Convolvulaceae
Source: the annotation of a GenBank genome assembly
GCCAUCCGGCCCAGAAAACCUGAACCCAUCAUUCCUCGUCAGCCCAUCUUCGCUUUUUUCCCACAAUUAAUUACGAACCAUGGGAGAGGCGGUUGCGGACACGUCAGCUUUCACCCAAGCAGCGGAGCACCGCCCCAAACUCACCGCGCCGGAAGCUGAAGGCGUUCCCCUCAUCGACCUCUCCGCCCUCCCGGAGGCUGCCGGCGCCGGAGAUAACCUCCAUCCGUCGUCGGCUCUUGACGAUCUGGCGGCGGCCGUCGGGGACGCGUGCAAGAGCUGGGGGUUCUUCCAGGUGGUCAACCACGGGGUGCCGCCGGGGACGCGGCGGAGGAUGGAGGAGGCUUCGAGAAGGUUCUUCGCGCAGUCCAAGGAGGAGAAGGGGAAGGUGAGGCGGGACGAGGUGAAUCCGUACGGGUACUACGACACGGAGCACACCAAGAAUGUCCGGGACUGGAAGGAAGUGUUCGAUUUCACCGUCCAAAACCCGACUUUCAUUCCGGUUUCGCCGGAGCCUGACGAUGAUGCUCUCAAGGAGUUGAAGAACCAGUGGCCGGAUUUCCCCCCAGAAUUCAGGGAGGCAUGCGAAGAGUAUGCGGGAGAAGUACAAAAGCUGGCUUACAAGCUGUUGGGACUCAUCUCCCUCAGCUUAGGGCUGCCCGAGAAUCGACUGAAUGGGUUCUUCAACAAGGACCAGACAAGUUUCGUGAGGCUGAACCACUACCCGCCCUGCCCUAUCCCUCACCUGGCUCUCGGGGUGGGCCCGCACAAAGACGCCGGGGCGUUGACCGUCCUGGCUCAGGACGACGUCGGCGGCCUUGAAGUGAGACGCAAAACCGACGGGGAAUGGGUUUUCGUCAAGCCCACCCCCGAUGCUUUUAUCAUCAAUGUUGGCGACAUUAUUCAAGUGUGGAGCAACGACAAGUACGAGAGCGUGGAUCACAGGGUGAAGGUGAACCCCGAGAGAGAGCGGUUUUCGAUCCCUUUCUUCCUCAACCCGGCGCACUAUACUCUGGUGGAGCCGUUGUCCGAGCUACUGAGCUCGGACAACCCUACAAAGUAUAAAGCGUACAACUGGGGAAAGUUUUACACCACCCGGAAGACCAGCAAUUUCAAGAAGCUUGGUGUUGAAAACAUCCAAAUUUACCACUUCAGAGUUUGAUCAUCAACUCUACUGUAAUAAGCAUAGUUAGUGUCCCACGUACUGUUAUUAUUUACACAUAAAAAAAAUAAACAAACAAAUAAAUAAGGGACGACAUUUCUUUCUUUAAUUAAAUAAUCAAAUGGUGUUUUUUUAUUUAUGUUUCUGUCCUCUUAUUGUGUAAUUAUUAUGUCACACUUUGAAGUUUAUUUAUGCAAAUGGAAGAAAAAAAUAUGAACUACAUAC